Molecule: messenger RNA, 1885 nt
Organism: Ilex paraguariensis (yerba mate)
Lineage: Eukaryota; Viridiplantae; Streptophyta; Magnoliopsida; Aquifoliales; Aquifoliaceae
Source: the annotation of a GenBank genome assembly
UCUCUCUCUCUCUCUCUCUCUCUCUCUCUCUCACAGUGACACAGCAGCUCAAUCGAAGGCUCAGCAGCCCCCUCUCUCGCAAUACCUAACCCAAAACAUCCAGCAGGUUAAUGAAUUCUUGGUCGUCGGAGUCAAUCCAAAGACCAUCGUGUACUGUCUACUACUCUCUCCUUUUUCGUCCAAUACCCAGAAAAGAAAACAAAAAACCCACCACUGAUUUUAAAAGUAAUUUGCUUUUCCGCAAAAAAAAAAAUAACUUUUGUUUCAAACCCAGCUUCUUGUUCAAUCCAUUUCUGCUCAUUCCCUAAUCUCUCACAAACUCAGUCUUACGGAGAUGCUAUUUUCUAAACGUUGAGCUUCUAAAACCCUAGCAAGAGUAAGAGAGAGCUUCCUCGCAGUCUAUAUGAGCUUCGUUCGUUCAAAUAUGGCGAUUCUUAAAGCACUGAAAUUGUUUUCAAAAACCUUUUCAUCACUUUCUUCUCAUCCACUGCGUGUCUGCGUGGUUGGUAGCGGACCCGCUGGGUUCUACACUGUCGAAAAGAUGUUGAAGGCCCAUGAAAGAGCGGAAGUUGAUAUAAUUGAUAGAUUGCCGACUCCGUAUGGAUUAGUCCGGUCUGGCGUAGCACCUGAUCAUCCCGAGACAAAGAUUGUGACCAACCAAUUUUCACGUGUUGCACUAAAUGAACGUUGUUCAUUCUUUGGGAAUGUGUCUCUUGGAUCUUCUGUAUCCUUGUCUGAGCUCCGGGAGAUAUAUAAUGUGGUAGUGCUUGCCUAUGGUGCUGAAAGUGAUAGAGUUCUUGACAUUCCUGGAGAAGAUUUGACUGGGAUACACUCUGCCAGAGAAUUUGUUUGGUGGUAUAAUGGGCACCCAGAUUGCAGAAAUUUGGCUCCAAACUUGAAGAGCACUGAUACGGUUGUUAUUCUUGGUCAGGGCAAUGUAGCUCUUGAUGUUGCGCGCAUCCUUUUACGACCAACGAUGGAAUUGGCAACAACUGAUAUUGCCUUCCAUGCUUUGGCUGCUCUGGAGGAGAGCUCCGUAAGGAAAGUGUAUUUGGUUGGAAGACGUGGACCAAUACAAGCAGCCUGUACUGCAAAAGAGCUGCGUGAAGUUUUAGCUGUUAAAGACCUGUAUGUAAACAUCCACGAAGCUGAUCUGCUUAAAAGCCCAAAAGAUGAAGAAGAACUAAAGAAUAAUCGAAUUCGGAGGAGGGUUUAUGAGUUGCUCUCUAAGGAAGCCACCUCGGGACCAUCCCAUCCUACUUCUGGUCAACGUGAACUCCACUUUGUUUUCUUUCAAAAACCAGAUAGGUUUCUCGAUUCAGAAAGGGGAAAAGGCCAUGUUGCUGGUGUGCACUUCGAGAAGACAAUGCUCAGAGAAAAUGGUGACUCUGGGAAACAGAUUGCUGUUGGUACAGGACAAUUUGAAGACCUUAAAUGCGGGUUGGUGCUGAAGAGCAUAGGCUACAAAUCGGUACCAGUUGAUGGUUUGCCCUUUGAUCAUCACAAAGGCAUAGUUCCAAAUGUUAAAGGCCGUGUUCUGAAAUAUUCUUCGGGAAAUCUUACACAAUUUGAGGGUUUGUAUGUGUGUGGCUGGUUGAAGAGAGGACCAACUGGGAUCAUUGCUACGAACCUCUACUGUGCUGAAGAAACUGUUGCAAGCAUCUCUGAAGACCUUGAGAAAGGUGUGUUAACAUCCACCUCUACAUCGUCAAAGCCCGGCAGAGAGGGACUCCUCCAGUUAUUAGAUAGUAGGAAUGUGAGAGUUGUUUCCUUCAAUGACUGGGAAAAGAUCGAUACUGAAGAGAAGAGGCUUGGAAGAUUGAGAAACAAGCAGAGAGAAAAACUAACAACGUGGGAGGAGCUACAAGAACUUGCCAUGAAAUGA